AUGAGAUCAUCUUAUUUUGCAUCCACUGACUGGCAUAAAACCGUGAAGGGUUUUGCAUUUGAUAUCGUUCAGGAAGGUGAUCCAUUCGAAGUUUUCAUUUCGAUGACGAAAAUUCGUUAUUGCUAUUAUAAUGAGACACAGAACAUUUUGGGCAAUACCUACGGAAUGCUUGUGUUACAGGACUUUGAAGCCCUUACUCCAAAUCUGCUGGCGCGAACAAUCGAAACCAUUGAAGGUGGAGGGAUCGUGGUGUUGUUGAUGAAGACUGUCAACUCUUUACGGCAACUUUACACAAUAGCCAUGAAUGCUGUCUCGCCAUCAGAAGCGGAACUAAAGGCGCUCAAGGACACAAUGAAAGACACGAAACCAAUUGGACCGCUUCUUAGUAAAUGCCGAACAGCUUGUCAGGGCAAAGCUUUGCUCAGGUUGCUCGACGUGAUUACAGACAAGGAUCUGAAUGUUACUUGCUCAAUCACAGCCGCAAGAGGUCGAGGAAAAUCUGCUUCAUUGGGUAAACUUUUCUCAUACGGCGUCCACAUCUUAAAAAUCUUACUUUUGUCUACCUUUUCUCUUUCAACACUUGAAAACCAUUCGUCUCAUGGUUUGGCUUUGGCUGGAGCAGUGGCAUUUGGUUAUUCAAACAUUUUUGUCACAUCACCUUCACCUGAGAAUCUUCGAACUUUAUUUGAGUUUGUUAUGAAAGGAUUUGACACCGAUGGGUUACCAGAGUUCCAAAAAGCUCUUGUGCGUGUGAACGUCUUCAGAGAACAUAGGCAAACAAUUCAGUACAUACAUCCAUCUGAUGCUUCAAAGUUGGGUCAGGCGGAACUUUUAGUCGUAGAUGAAGCAGCUGCGAUACCUCUGCCAUUAGUGAAGGAGUUGAUUUUUGGUCCUUAUAUCGUGUUUCUUGCCUCAACGAUAAAUGGUUAUGAAGGUACGGGAAGAAGUUUGUCGUUGAAAUUGCUUCAACAACUUCGCCAACAGGCUGCAGGAAGCAUCGAGCAGUGGUUGAAUCGUGUGCUCUGUCUGAAUGCCGGUAACAUCAACACGCGUCUAUCAUGUGGUACUCCACCACCGAGCGAAUGCGAAUUGUACAUCGUCAAUCGAGAUGCUCUGUUCUCAUUUCACAAAGCAUCUGAAGCAUUUCUGCAACAAAUCAUGGCAAUCUAUGUAGCCGCUCACUACAAGAACUCACCAAAUGAUUUGCAGAUGCUUAGCGAUGCACCAGCUCAUCACCUUUUCGUUCUGAUGUCACCUGUGAAAGAAGAUCAGUCUUCGUUACCGGAGGUGCUUGCAUUAGCGCAAGUUUGUCUUGAGGGUAAUCUAUCGAAGGAAUCCGUAUCCGGAGCAAUGGACAAAGGAAAACGAGCAGCUGGUGAUUUACUUCCGUGGACGAUUUCUCAACACUUCAUGGAUCGCGAUUUCCCGACAUUGUGCGGUGGACGUGUGGUCAGAAUUGCAGUUCAUCCUGACUUCCAGUCAAUGGGUUACGGUUCUCGUACACUUGAACUCUUAGAGGAAUAUUAUCUUGGUCAUGUACCGUCGAUUGAUGAAGGUGUUAAAGAAUCUGUAAAGACUGUAAAGGAUGGGCACACAGUAGCAUUGUUAGAGGAACAAAUAGCACCGCGAGCAGAUCUCCCUCCACUUCUAAUGCGACUCACUGAGAGGAAAGCGGAACGUUUGGACUAUUUAGGAGUGUCAUUUGGUUUAACGCUGAAUUUGUUGAAGUUCUGGAAGAAAAGUGGUUUUGUGCCGGUGUAUCUACGUCAGACUCCUAGCCCACUUACUGGAGAGUAUACAUGUGCUAUGUUGAAGCGACUGGAUGAUCAGUCUGAAACGUCCAGUCCUUGGCUUGCUGCGUACUUCCGUGAAUUCCGAACAAGGCUGCUUUCCUUGCUGUCUUUCGAGUUUAGGAAACUGCCGAUAAACCUCGGCUUGUCUCUGCUGCAAGUGAGGAACAAGGAAGUGUCGACGGCUUUGCACUGUGAUAGGAAAAUUACCUUGCCAUUACUGACAAAUCAUUUAUUAUCACUUCAAUCUUUGCAGGUUUUUGCCCUACAGUCGAAGACAAUCAGGAAGUUAUCGGAUGAGUUUGAUACCAUGUGUAUGGAUUCUAUUCGUGAACUCAUUCCUGAUAAAACUCGAGAUGUGGACAAAGAGCAGCAGUCGCUGGCUGUGUCACACCUUAAACCAUUGGCUGAAAGUCUCGAGGACGAGCUGAAUAAGGCUGCCGAUGAGAUCAGAGAGCGUCAUCUGCGGGAUAAGAAAGCGCUGUUGGAAGAAACUGAAGAUCUUUCACAGUAUGAAAUCAAUGUUGAUACAAAGACUCUGGCUAAGGCCAGUGAUAUCAAGAUGAUCUACAGCCGCCCGUUAAGCGCUCCAAAACGACAACAAAACGGUGACGACGGUUCGGCAAGGAAAAAGAAGAAAUUGUUCAAAAAGAGAGGAGCGUAG
This is a messenger RNA of Ostertagia ostertagi, 2454 nucleotides long. NCBI's taxonomy places the organism in Eukaryota, Metazoa, Nematoda, Chromadorea, Rhabditida, Trichostrongylidae. The record is from the annotation of a GenBank genome assembly.